CUCGAGUUGUGGGAUCCGAAUUUUAAUUUUUUAAUUUUUCGAAACCAACCACCUCGUCGAUCCAUCCUCAACACCUGCCAGCAACCCAAUGAACCGAGCCAACCCUUCCCUGCUGAGCCUCAACCCAAUCCAGCAUCAUCUCAACCGAUUCUCAACUCAGAUCCAUUCACAGGCACCAAAGCGGAUCUCACCUUCAUUCAAACCGGGUCCAUUCCGAGGGGCACUGCUAGCCAAGGAGCCAGGAAACACCCAGGAUGAACAACAGAAGCAAACGCCCAUCCAACACGAAUAUUCAGCCUCCCAACUCCUCAGAUCGACAAUCAGCAGCAGCAGUACCACUAAUACCCCCAGAAACUCCUCGAGCAGCUCGAGGUUACACUUCCCGCAUUCUAAGCUGAUCAAGCAGCAUCUCGAGGAAUUGCUCUACCCGCUCUCGUUCUCUGACCAACUGGCGUGCCGAAUCGUUAGCGCCAAGAACCUCAUCAAGUCGCAGGACUCUCUCGACUCGCUCGAACAGCAGACCGAGGGAGGCGUGGGCUUUGCACGACUGGGCGAGCACAAUACCAAGCUCAGCUUCAUCGGUCGUCGGGCCAUGCACUUCGCCCUUUCCAACUUCCUCCUCCACGCCCCUAGAUCUUCAUCUUCAUCAACUCCAGCAUCACCAUCAUCACCAUCCGACGAUCAUCACUCCAAAAGAACCGGGAAAAGUACAAGCGAGGUGGUCGAAGAUGCUCUGCUCACCAAGUUCGUCCUCGGCCAAUACGUCGGCCACCAGUGGGAACUCGAGAAGAUCAUGCGCUGGAGAGAACUCAGCCCGCCUCCUUCAAAGCAACCGUCUUCCUCUGGUGAAGAAACCCAGCCAAGAGUCAUGCAUGGGACCGGUCUGUGGAUGGCCCGAGGACAUGUAGUCGAAGCGAUCGUCGGGGCAGUGAUGGCUGAACACGGCACACGACUCAGUAUGGCGGUCUUCCACUCCCUCGUCCUCCCCCAUCUCUCCUUCCGCCUCGAUCGCGCCCUCCUCCCAGCCAUCAAGGCCGUCCAGACACAUGACCAAGAACUCGAGAAUCCUAGCGCCGGUCUUGUGGACUGGAAGUCUCUAAAUCUGGAUCCCUUCCUCGACCAUCAAGAUCAUCCGGCUACUACUUCCACCACUUCUUCUUUCAGUAGACCUGCCCCUAUCGCUGCGGUCGGUUGACCAUCUUCUUUCUUCCAGCUUUUUGAUUUGCUUUGUUCGUUGUCAAAAUGUGUUUUAUUUUUAAGUAAAGCAACACAAAAAAAUGUGAUUUUUCUUUUUUUUUUUCGUCCUCAUUUGCAUUCUAUUAAAUUUUUUUAGACACAGGUAUGGGAGAAGAGGAGACAGUAUCAACAUAUAGAUAGUGAAACUAAUCAAGAAAGCCAAAAGUGAAACAAGCAAAUAUCCUCUUUUUU
Messenger RNA from Puccinia graminis f. sp. tritici CRL 75-36-700-3, 1428 nucleotides. RefSeq lists its product as uncharacterized. Gene Ontology annotation, cellular component: mitochondrial large ribosomal subunit. The transcript has 2 exons. The coding region runs from base 89 to 1195 and encodes 368 amino acids. Gene Ontology annotation, biological process: mitochondrial translation; RNA processing. Gene Ontology annotation, molecular function: ribonuclease III activity; structural constituent of ribosome. Lineage: Eukaryota; Fungi; Basidiomycota; Pucciniomycetes; Pucciniales; Pucciniaceae. The record is from RefSeq and is a predicted model, not a curated record.